Molecule: messenger RNA, 905 nt
Organism: Prorocentrum cordatum
Lineage: Eukaryota; Dinophyceae; Prorocentrales; Prorocentraceae
Source: the annotation of a GenBank genome assembly
AUGGCGUCGGUCGCAGACGGGGUUGAUGCCCUGCACGGCAUCGUCGACGAAGCGCUGCGGUCGGAAGACGGCCUUGUGGGGGAGCGCGCUGCAACUGCCAAGCUGGGGAGCGCGAGGGCAGGGGAGAUGUUGGCCGAGAUUAGAGAGGAGGAGAAGCACGUCGAGGAGGACGUCGCGGAGGGCAUCGCCGACGAGGUCGUGCUGCGUGGCUUCUGGGAGACGUUCGACGACUACGAGCGGGAGUUCAGCGGGUCCGUCCGCGACAACUUCCGGAAGGGGCACUCGGUGUACGAGGAGCUCCAGACUCUCUGGGGCAAGAUUCAAGGACCAAAUCCUCCGUCUGAAGAAGAGGUCGGCGCGGCGCUGGAGAAGAUCGACCUCGCCAGCGUGGGCGCCCCGCUGGGCGAGGGCCGCAUCCUGCCCGUGAACGACAUCGUCGAGGAGCUCGUCAUGGUCCCGAGAAUCCCGUACAAGGAGCUGGCGCAAUUGGAGAUGGAGUGGAAGACCGGCAAGUCGGACUCGGUGACCGUGCUGAGCAAGUUGCAGCAGAUGCACACUGCGGGGAAGGUGCCCUCCGGCUGGCUCAACCAGGGCGCCGUGCGCCAAGAGGACCGACUACGACGAGAUGGAGCACGACACGGGGGCCAUCCGCGCCCCGCCGCCCGCUGCUGCAGGGCCCACGCCGAUCGGAUCGACCCGGUUCGAUGUCAAUCCUGGCCGGCCCGAGCCGCUUCGAUUCCGAUGCUCGGAGGAGGACAGAGGACGUGCCCACACCGCUACCCUCCGCUCGCUUCGCCCCUGCGUGGGCCUCCUGGGAGGUCCUCGUCGUCACCGCUGGACUCGCCUCCCUGUCAGAGCGCACCAGGGGUGAGGUAUGGUGACUAGCGGGGUAAGGGUACCCCAGA